AUGCGGGCGGUGGUGUGCACCCGGCUGGGGGACGCCAGCAAACCCUUCGGCACCCCCGAUGCCCCGCUGGCCCUCGUGGAUGACCAGCCGCGCCAGCAGCUGCCCAGCAAGGGCGUGCGCAUCCGGGUGUCGGCCGGGGCCCUCAACUUUGCAGAUGCCCUGAUGGUCAAGGGGACCUACCAGGAGAAGCCACCCCUGCCCUUCAUCCCGGGCAGCGAGUGCAGCGGCACCGUCAUCGAGGUGGGCAGCGGGGUGCGGAGCGUGGCGGUUGGGGACAAGGUGUGCGCCCUCACCCCCAGCCACGCGCUGUGCGAGGAGGCGGUGGCGGACGAGGCGUCGGUGGUCCGCCUGGACCCCAGCACCAGCGAGGCGCGGCUGGAGGAGGCGGCGGGCCUCCCCGUCACAUAUGGCACGGCCUACCUCGCGCUGGUGGACCGCGCCCGCCUGGCGCCCGGCCAGACCCUGCUCGUCCUGGGCGCCGGCGGCGGCGUCGGCCUGGCGGCCGUGCAGCUCGGGCGCGCGCUGGGCGCGCGCGUGGUGGCCGUCGCGCGCGGUCCGGAGAAGGGCGCGGUGCUGCGCGCGGCCGGCGCCGACGCUGUGAUCGACUCGGCGGCCGCCGGGAAGCUGCGCGACGCCAUCAAGGCCGCCGCGCCGCGCGGCGUGGAUGUGGUGCUGGACCCCGUGGGCGGCGACCACUUCUUCGAGGCCUUCAAGUGCGUGGCCUGGGGCGCGCACAUGCUCGUCGUCGGCUUCGCGGGCGGGGUGCCCAAUAUCCCCGCCAACAUCGCGCUGGUCAAGAACACCACCAUCCACGGCAUCUACUGGGGCUCGUACCAGCGCAAGCAGCCCGCCGUCUUCCGGAGGUCCCUGGACGAGUGCGCCGCGCUGUUCAGCCAGGGCAAGGUCAGCGUCCACGCCAGCCACCGCUUCCCUCUGGAGCAGGCGCCCGAGGCCUUUGCAGUGCUCAUGAACCGCGGGGUGAUCGGAAAGCUCCUGGUGUUGCCCCGGAAACAGGCCAGGAUUUGA
Auxenochlorella protothecoides is the source of this 1026-nucleotide messenger RNA. Its product is annotated as Quinone oxidoreductase-like protein 2-like protein. NCBI's taxonomy places the organism in Eukaryota, Viridiplantae, Chlorophyta, Trebouxiophyceae, Chlorellales, Chlorellaceae. The coding region runs from base 1 to 1026 and encodes 341 amino acids. Gene Ontology annotation, molecular function: zinc ion binding; oxidoreductase activity. The record is from RefSeq and is a predicted model, not a curated record. The transcript has 3 exons.